AAGCGAGUACCAGUGAUAGAGAGCUUUUCAAACGAGGGACAUUGUUGAGGUAGCUAUGAGUGAGAUUAAACUAAACUGGUUGUGCAAGAUUUAUCUGUCUCCAAGGGCACCAAAGAAGAAGAAAGCAGAUCAGGGAGAAGAGAAUGAGAAGCUUAAGAAAGAAGAAGUCGUAUUAAAGGAGGAGGUUGAACAUCUGGAUUUGUAUCAACAGGGCCAAUCGCAGCCUCAUGAUAUGGUGUAUCAGCAACCACAGUACUGUUUACUUCCACCACAACAUCAAGCGCAGCCUUUAAGUUUUUCUGAGGAUUUUGAAGAUUUCUUGGCUGAAUUCAUUAAGCCACAUUCACUGGAUGGAGAUGAGGAUUCCAACAGUCAUGGUUUAUUUGAAGGCUUCGCCACAGAUAAUGAUAAAAUGUUGCACUAACUGAUCACAGCCUCUCAGUCUAGCUUGUAUGCCUUUAUAGGUUUUGUUAUGAGAUAGAAGAUUUUCUUGUGUUUUGUUUGCUCUGUUUCCUUUAUCGGCAAUGUUCUCUGAAAACUUGAUAUAACAUACUCUUACACAUUUUACUCAACAUUCUCUUAUCGUCUUAGAA
Capsella rubella is the source of this 593-nucleotide messenger RNA. RefSeq lists its product as uncharacterized. The record is from RefSeq and is a predicted model, not a curated record. Lineage: Eukaryota; Viridiplantae; Streptophyta; Magnoliopsida; Brassicales; Brassicaceae.